AAUGAGCGGCCGCGCCCCUCCCGCUCGGGCCAAUGAGCGCGGGCGGCGAGGGUUAAAGGGGCGGGGCGCGGGGCGGGGCGAGGUGAGCGGCGGCGGCGCUUCCGGUGCGGCGGCACCAUGAACUACAUGCCCGGUACCGCCAGCCUCAUCCAGGACAUCGACAAGAAGCACCUGGUUCUGCUGCGGGACGGCCGGACGCUCAUCGGGUACCUGCGCAGCAUCGACCAGUUUGCAAACUUGGUGUUGCACCAGACUGUGGAGCGCAUCCACGUGGGUAAGAAGUAUGGGGACAUCCCUCGAGGCAUCUUCGUUGUGAGAGGCGAGAAUGUUGUUCUUCUGGGGGAAAUUGACCUGGAGAAAGAGAGUGACACACCUCUGCAGCAGGUCUCCAUCGAGGAGAUCCUGGAGGAGCAGCGCGUGGAGCUGCAGGCCAAGCAGGAGUCGGAGAAGCUGAAGGUGCAGGCGCUGAAGGAGCGAGGGCUCUCCGUCCCGCGAGCAGACACCCUGGACGAGUACUAGAGCUGCUGCCCUCGGGCCUCUCCUCCACGGCAGAGCCAGGGGCGCUCUGGGAUCCGCCCGUGCCUGAACGGAUCUCCUUGGAAAGGCGGUUUUUACAUUCAGAUUGUUUUCUGCGGCACAGAUAACUGUAAAAGAAUCAUGCCUGCAGUUUCUCCGUAUGGAGAAGCAGAGGAGGAGCGGGGCCGCCCUGCGAGGUGGCCGGGUGCGCUGGGGAGCGCGAGCGUUUGUGUUCGGCAGGCGAAUGCUUGGCCCUUUGGGUUUGGUUGCUUUUUUCCUCCUCACGUGACUCUCAGUGAGAGUUUUUCCUUGACGUGUAAAUAAAUCCUUGAUCUCAACAGCGAUGGUUUCACCCCGGUUUGGGACCCAAAGCUUUCUCCCCUCUUGGGUUGACUGCUCUCGUACCAACUCUCGUCCCUGCUGGGUGCUGCAUGGAGGGAAGGGACCCGUCCUGCCAUGGGCUCGC
Cuculus canorus (common cuckoo) is the source of this 982-nucleotide messenger RNA. It is a transcript of the gene LSM1, whose product is annotated as LSM1 homolog, mRNA degradation associated. Gene Ontology annotation, molecular function: RNA cap binding. The record is from RefSeq and is a predicted model, not a curated record. Lineage: Eukaryota; Metazoa; Chordata; Aves; Cuculiformes; Cuculidae. Gene Ontology annotation, cellular component: P-body; Lsm1-7-Pat1 complex. The coding region runs from base 118 to 519 and encodes 133 amino acids. The transcript has 4 exons. Gene Ontology annotation, biological process: deadenylation-dependent decapping of nuclear-transcribed mRNA.